Molecule: messenger RNA, 7442 nt
Organism: Chenopodium quinoa (quinoa)
Lineage: Eukaryota; Viridiplantae; Streptophyta; Magnoliopsida; Caryophyllales; Amaranthaceae
Product: crossover junction endonuclease EME1B-like
Exons: 11
Coding region: 248-1828 (526 amino acids)
Biological process (GO): DNA repair
Cellular component (GO): Holliday junction resolvase complex; nucleus
Molecular function (GO): nuclease activity; DNA binding
Source: RefSeq, a predicted model, not a curated record
UUGAAUUUUGCUGUUAUUCGUAAAUUUUGGUAAUGCAUACCCCCUCGAAUCAAUGAACGUUUUAACACUUGUAUAGUUGUAUUUUAUCAUUUCAUGGGCAUAGCAGGUGGGAGUAACAGUGAAAGAUUCAAGUCUUAGACUUUUGAGGUACUCCUUAAGAAGUAAGAAAUUCAACAAAUGAAUAAAACAUUGUAAAUUUUCAGAGCUAAAUGUACCGUGUAUUACGGAGUAUGAUCAAAGAUCAAAGAUGGCACCUGCACCAGUAAUCGAACUCAUUGACUCCGACGAUGACGACGAUGGCAACGCCAAAACUCCAGUUUCCAAACCACUCAACACAACCACUAACCCCCCUAAUUUCGUCGAUCUUGUCGAAGACAGCCCAACUCCGACGACGACCAAAUUCCAGAAAUCAUCAUCUCCGUUUGUUCCCGUAACCCCACUUUCCAAACUCGCUCAUCCUCCUCUUCUCGCUAAUUCUUCAUCAGGUGAUGAGUCGAUACCUGAUGAUGAUGGAGGCCUGGAAAAGGGGACUUGUGUGAAGAACAUAGGAGCAUGUGCAGGUUCUGAUUCAGGAAAGGACCUGGUAAGAAGCCCUAAAUACGCUGUGUUGGAGCGUGAGAUUGAUUUUGAUAGUUGGUUAGACAUGGAUUCAAACGUUUGUCUUCACAAGGGAGGGGAACCCAAUGUUCAUGUGGAGGGGAAAGGCCUAGGAAAAAGAAGUUCAAUGGAAAAUGGAAGAGCAGCUACAGAUGUGGAACAGAACUUGAAAAAGAGACCUAAAGUUGUAGCAAAGGAGAACUGUCAGGAGAAGGAAAGGAUUACUGCUACUUUCAAUGUGGAGCCCUUGGAUAGUUGUUCAAAUUUUCAAUCCACAUGCCAUCUUGGGAACUUGAAGUCCACGAAGACAUAUGACCAUAGAAAUCAUAUACAACCUAGUGAAAAUCAUGAUUGUGAAAAAAAAAUUGUCAGACUGGAAAAAGGAGGUGCAAUUCAUAAGCCGGAAAGUGGAGGUGAUGCUAAUACAGAGAAGAAACAGAACAAAGUUAAUCAGGCUGAAAAUAGAAAGAAAUUAUCUGAGGAAAAAAGGCUCAUGAAGGAGCAAGAGAGGUCGCGUAAAGCGGAAUUGAAGGAUGAAACUGCAAAACAGAAACAGUUGGCAAAAGAGAGGAAGAAGUUAGAGAAACAUAAGUUCAGUGAGAAAGACAUUGUGGCUGUGAUUGAUCCAAAGGUUCUGUCAGGUUCAGUUGGAGGUAGGCUCGGACCACUGCUAACCAUGUUUAGCCAGAAAGAUCUCAGGUCUGAAAUUUUUGCAAAUCCCUUUGAAAAAUCAAUUGUUUUGAGAAUAGAGACUCCCAAAGACAUUUCUCAGCAUGCUACGGUAAAAAUUGAUGUUCAAUAUAUAUUGCUCAUAUAUGGUGAUGCUGAGGAAUUUUGUAAAUGUGCUAAUGAUGGAUCUCUUAUGGAUCAUAUUGCUUCUGUGCGAAAGCAUUAUCCAUCUUACACAAUCUGCUGCCUUACAAAUAGGUUGAUGUCUUUUAUCAAUAAAAGGGAGCAACAGAAGUAUAAACAACAAAAGGUUGCUAGUGACUGGAUACGUCCACCUGUGGAAAAGCUGUUUGCCAAGUUGACUACUCAGUUCUCCAAUGUUCAUAUAAGACAAUGUGUUGAUGAGGCUGAAGUAGCUGAACAUGUUGUUGGGUUGACAAUCAACCUUGCCAAGUGCCAUUCUCGCAAGAAGCUGACACACUUGUCUGUGAAUGCCAAUGGAUGUAAUGUGACCAAGGAUUGUCUGUACAGAAGCGCUAUAAAGAAGGAUUCGUGCUGCUGAUGGCCUACCUCCAGUCAGUAAGUUUUAAUGAACCAACCUAAGAGAAGGAGCAUUUAGGUAAUCCAAUGUUAUUCUGUUAGUAGUAUCUUGAGCAGGACGGUUGGUUAUAUGGUAAGGAGAAUCAGAGAUACAAUGUAUGAGGAAGAGUAGAGAGUACAGAGGGUAUUCUGAAGAUAAAAUUGAUAUUUUAGUUUAACUAGUUGGGAGAUAAUCAGGCCACUUGAAAUUUGAUAUUCUAUCCUUUAUUUUUCUGUGAUUCUAGUAUUAUCAAUUUAAAUCUCUUUCUUCAACCUUUAUAUCUGCUCUAGAAACAUGAUGCAAGUGCAAAUGUUCUACAGUUCCACCUGUAAAUAGGUAUAUUGCUUUGCUGGGUUUGAUUUUAUGAGAAAUAAGUAAUUUGGCUGAGUGGUAUUAGUGAUAAGUAAUGUUACCACAUGACCACCAAUCUGCUAUGAAUCGGGUCGAACCACACCAACAACCAAUUCGGGUUUAUGAAUGAAGGCACAAACACAAGGCCAAAGGAUUUGAUCAGUAGCAGCAGCAGCUUGUAGCAGGAAGAUGCCAAAAAGUUUUAAUGAUCCACUAUGUAUUGUGGCAAUAGGUUUCUCUAUGGUGAAAGCCACUUUUGCAUUACAUGACAAAAAUCUUAAUGACUAGAGUACCUUAUAUGGGUAAGGGGCUUGGUAUAUAAGGGAUAGCAAUGUAACAGUGAAGGGUAUAUUUUUGGAGAAAUUAGUAAGUAGUGUAGCUGUAGCAUUCCUCAAGAAAUCAGCUUUAGCUUAUUUUCCCUUGUAGCCGUAAUCUUCAAAUAUUAAUCAAAAUAUCCAAGCUUUCCCCUGUUUUUGGGUUUUCUAUUGCAAUCAUUGAAUCUGAUUUUCCAGUCUAUAGCAACUUGGUAUCAGAGCAGUCACGGUGGAGGAAAAGCUCACAGGUCUAGUAACACAAAUAGCUGACAUAAAUGGGAAGUUCGACUCACAAGAAGCAACCAUCGGAAGGGUGGUUCAGGCUGUUGUGGCUCAAGCCUUGGAAACGGAGAGGAAGCAGUCGGAGGAGGCUAUGGCCAACACCACCACCAGUUGGAGGCCCGAAUCAACCGAUUUUGGGAAACCCAUGAGAAGCAAGCCGCAAUUGGAGAGAGAACAAAACAAGUUCAUGGAGGAGAUGAAGAAUGCGGCGACCGGUACGUAAGGAAAGGCUACCGUAUGAAUUUCGAACUUCUUACGAGGGGUCAUUAUAUGAGUAAUGGCUCGCAGUGGUGCAAGACGGAACGGUGGAGGAGUAUAGGAGGAGGUAAAUAGAGCUGGCAGCUCGUUGGAAGGCAUACUCGAAACCCUUAUGUUGGCCAGUUCAUUAAUGGGCUAAGGGGGAAAUUAAAACCGAGUUGAGGAUGUUGAAUUCGUUUAAUCUGGAAGGUGCAAUGGAGUUGGCGGGUCAGAUUGAAGAAAAAAAUCGGGUUUGUGAAUUCAAGAAGAUGGGUCAAGGGGUGUCGAAGUUUGGGCUGGCCCAAAACUCAUACCUCACUUCUGGUGGACCUGGGUUAGUGCAAACAUAUGGGGUACCUCAUCAUAUUGGGCAAGUAAAUCUUGGACCAAACUACCAGAGUCUCAGUGAACAUGGCAAACCCAUCUGGUAAUUCGCAAAGUAAGAGCACCACCUAUACCCGACGGCUCACACAGGCUGAAUUGCAGGAGAGGAGUGCGAAAAAUCUUUGUUUUAGGUGUGAUGAAAAGUGGAGUGUAGGUCACCGAUGUAAAAGGAAAGAAAUGAGCGUCCUUAUGGUUACGGAAGAGGAAGAAACGCUAAAAGUGGAGGAGGAUACGGUGGAUGAUGCGGAAGUCAAGGUGUCCUUGUGCUCAGUCAUCGGAAUUUCUAAUUCAAAGACUAUGAAAUUGAAGGAAGAGCUAGGGGUUAGAACGGCGGUGGUGAUGAUUGACCCCGAAGCUACUCACAACUUCUUCGCGUUGCAAUUAGUGGCGGAAGCGGCGAUUUCGGUGUCAAAAAGAGGGGAAAUUUCGGUGGCCCUAGGAAUUUGAGAAACAAUGAAAGGAAGUAUAGUUUGCAAGAAGGUAUAGGUGCAAUUAAAUGGUGGAGUCUCGAUCAUUGAGGAUUUUCUACCUCUUAAGUUGGGAAACGGCGAUUUAAUACUCGGUGUGCAGUGGUUGGAGAAGUUGGGGGCUGUGACAAGGAAUUGGAAGACACAUAAUGAAGUUUCGAGUUGAUGGCAUUCGGUGACACUCAUUGGCGACCCGUCACUACAGAAGACCCAAAUCUCGCAAAAAGCCAUGGUCAGGAAUUUAUGUAGGAGAAGCAGGGGAAUUCUGGUGGAAUUGAGCAAUAUGGAGGAUGAUAAAACAGAGGUAGCAAGGGAACAACAACCACCAUCGUUCCUGGCAAAGGUAAGGUGUUUGAGAUCCUGGUGGGUUUGCCUCCCCAACGCUAUCAUGAGCAUUCGAUUAUUUUGAAAGGGGGAAGUGACUCAGUUAGUGUGAGACCGUAUCGCUACCCUUAAAUUCAAAAGGAUGAGAUAGAGAAGUUAUUUCAAGAGAUGCUUCAAGCCGGAAUAAUUCGGCUCUCUACGAGUCCCUUCUCUAGCCCGGUGAUUCUUGUGAAGAAGAAGGAUGGAAGUCGGAGGUUUUGUGUUGAUUAUAGGGCAUUGAACAAAGAAACCAUGUCGGAUAAAUUCCCAAUUCCGGUCAUAGAUGAAUUUUACUUGAUGAGUUGCACUGGGCUAAAUGGUUCUCAAAAUUGGACUUGAAGUCCGGUUACCAUCAAAUAAGGGUGAAAUCGAAAAUGUCCACAAGACGACAUUUCACACUCACGAGUAACAUUACGAAUUUCUUGUAAUGCCCUUCUUAUUGACAAAUGCACCAGCAACCUUCCAAUCGCUUAUGAACGAGAUUUUUAAACCUUGUUUGAGGAAGUUUGUUUUGGUGUUUUUUGAGGACAUACUUGUGUAUAGUAAGGACGUGGAAGAACACAAGGAGCAUGUGAGAUUGGUGCUAGAAAAAUUAGCUACGAAUAGUUUGUAUGCUAAUUGGAAGAUGUGUGAGUUUGGGAGGAAGGAAGUAGCGUAUUUGGGGCACAUAAUUUCGGAGAAGGGGGUAGCCAUGGAUAUGGAGAAGGUGAAAGCCAUUGUAGAGUGGGAGGAACCCCAAAAUUUGAGGGAGCUGCGAGUUUUCUUGGGCCUCACUGGUUACUAUCGGAAAUUUGCGGCUCAUUAUGCCUAAUUUGCUGGACCUUUUACAACUCAAUUGAAGAAAGGCAAUUUCAGGUGGGGCUUAGAGGCAGCCUAAGCCUUCAAAGCCCUCAAGGCUGCCAUGACUUCCGCUCCCGUAUUGGCCAUGCCGAAUUUUUAAUUAGAAUUUGUGAUCGAAACCGAUGCAUCCGGGUAUGGGCUAGGGGCGGGAAUGAUGCAACAAGGCAAACCAAUGGCUUAUUUAGCAUGGGGUUAGAAAUCAAGUAAAAUCCAUUUAUGAGAAGGAGUUGAUGACUAUUAGUUUAGCGGUGAUGGAAAUGGAGACACUACCUUCUUGGAAGGCAUUUUGUAAUUCAUACCGAUGAACAAAGCUUGAGAUUUUUGACACAACUAAAAGAGGUAGGGAGUGAGUAUCAAAAAUGGAUGAGAAAGUUGAUGGUCUUGGACUUUGAGAUCUAAUAUAAGCCCGGGCCUUUCAAUAAAGUGGCGGACGCCCUUUCAAGGAAAGAAGGGAGUGCAGUCCAAAUAGUGGACCAGGCCGAGUUUGAAGAGGAGAUAGCCUAGGAUUUGUGGCUGGAAGAACUUAAGCAGAAGUUAAAUGGUCCGAGUAAUUGCAAAGGAUUCUCCCGGCUGAAGGCUGAGUAGUUUAUAAGGGUCAAAUGGUCGUGCCAAAGAAUUCAAGAUUCAUUUCAAUACUACUCACGGAGUACCAUGAUACCCCUAUGGUUGGUCACGAUGGUGAAGUUAAAACUUACCACGGCUGGCAGCAGAUUGGUUUUGGUCGGGUAUGCUAAAGAUGGUGGGGGAAUAUGUUUGACUUUGUGAAGUGUGGCAACGAAGCAAGGCAUCACAACGGGUUCCGUUGCAGCCACUAUCAGUGCUGGAAGUGGUUUGGGACUACGUCUCUAUGGGGGUGAAUAUAAUCUUGGUAUUAGUGGACCGGCUAUCGAAAUACAGCCACUUCUUGGGGUUAAAGCAUACCCUUAAUGCAUUGAAAGUUUCAGAUGUUUUUGUAAGGGAGAUUGUCCGAUUGCGCGGGUUUCCAUCGUCGAUAGUCUCCGAUCAAGAUAAGGUGUUCAUGAGUCACUUUUGGAGAGAGUUGUUCCGAUUACAAGGCACACAUCUCAAGCGUAGCAUCGCUUACCAUCCUCAAACGGAUGGCCAAACGGAGGUGGUUAAUAAGUGUGUAAAAACCUAUCUCCGGUGCUUCGUUGCUAGCCAACCCAAAUCUUGGGCACAUUGGCUUCCAUGGGCCGAAUACUCCUACAACACUUCACCCCACACCACAACUAAGAUGGCCCUUUUAAAGUUGUGUAUGGGAGAGAUCUACCCAAAAAUUGGAAGAUGAAGGAAGGUUUGACAGUGGUGAAGAGUUUGGAGGAGGGAUUGAUGGAGAGAGACUUGAUCUUGGAUGAAUUGAAAAUGCACAUCAACCUAGCGCAACUAUUGAUGAAGGAGAAUGCAGAUGGUAGGAGAAGAGAGGUGGAAUUUGAGAUAGGGGACUGGGUGUUUCUUAAACUGUAGCCUUAUAGGCAGCAAUCCAUUGCCAAACGUAUAUGAGAAGUUGGCAACGCGCUUCUACAGGCCCUUUGAAGUUCUUCAACAAAGUCCAUAUGAGAAGUUGGCAACGCGCUUCUACUGGCCCUUUGAAGUCCUACAACGAAUUGGGAAGGUGGCUUACCGCCUAAAACUGCCGGAUGAUAGCAAGGUACACCCGGUAUUUCAUGUGUCGCAACUGAAGAAGGCAGCAGAGGAUGCACCAGUAAAUCCCACCAUUCCAAUUCAGCUCACUGUUGACUUGGAGCUCAUAGUGGAGACAGAGGAAGUUCUGGGGGUGCGAUAGAAGGAAGAAAGGGGCAAGUCGUGCACUGAGGUGUUGCUUAAAUGACGCGAGCUACCUGAUUUUGAGGCAACAUGGGAGGACUAUGAUAUGAUCAACCUCAGGUUUCCAUCUUUCCACCUUGAGGACAAGGUGAAUGUCCGGUAGGGGAGUAAUGCUAUGAAUCGGGUCAAACCAUACCAACAGCCAAUUCGGGUUUAUGAACGAAGGCACAAACACAAGGCCAAGGGACAAGAGUCACAAGAUCAAUAGCAGCAGCAGCAUGUAGCAGGAAGAUGCCAAGAAGGUUCUAUGAAACACUAUGUAGUGUGGCAAUUGGUUUCUCUGUGGUGAAAGCCACUUUUGUAUUACAUGACAAAAAUCUUAAUGACUAGAGUACCUUGUAUGGGUAAGGGGCUUGGUAUAUAAGGGAUAACAAUGUAACGGUGAAGGGUAUAUUUUUGGAGAAAUUAGUAAGUAGUGUAGCAGUAGUGUAGCAGUAGUGUAGCUGUAGUAUUCCUCAAGAAAUCAGUUUUAGCUUAUUUUCCCUUGUAGCCGUUAUCUUCAAAUAUUAAUCAAAAUAUCCAAGCUUUCCCCUG